UUAAAUAGUAGUAGUAUUACAGAGAAAACAGAGAGACAAAAUAAGCCCACCAGGGAAAGUAGAAGCAGUAGGGAGGAAGGAAGGGAGAUGGCGGGGGGGCGUUUGCAAACAACUGCAAUAAAUUCUCUACUUAAAGGAGGCAGAGGCAGCGACUGCUUCAGUAAACUGCUUGGCAGUAGGCAGCAGCAGCAGCGCUCCAUCGCUGCCAAACCUAAAACUUUUGACACUGCUGCUGUUGCUCAUACUGAUUCAUCAUCAUCAGCUGAUGCUGAUGCUGCUUAUCCAAAGCAAUCUGAUUUCCCCCACCACCACCACCACGACGCCGUCGAUUCCGGUGGGGUGCCCACUUCAGGAAUAAGCAGACCCCUUUCGGAAAUCUUGAAAGAGCUCAACAAGAAAGUACCAGAUUCUCUCAUCAGUGCCCGCACCGAACCCAAUGGCUUCUCCGUCAAAUACAUCCCCUGGCACAUAGUCAAUCGGAUUUUGAACUUGCAUGCUCCAGAGUGGUCUGGUGAAGUUCGGAGCAUCACUUAUUCAGCUGAUGGGAAGUCAGUUUCUGUCAUUUAUCGUGUAACAUUGUAUGGAACUGAUGCAGAGAUAUAUCGGGAGUCAACAGGAACUGCGUCUGUAGGUGAACCGGGUUAUGGGGAUGCAGUGCAGAAGGCAGAAGCAAUGGCAUUUCGUCGAGCAUGUGCUCGCUUUGGGCUGGGGCUUCAUCUUUAUCACGAGGACGCGCUGUGAGCGGCCACCUGCACAUCUUGAAUGCGGUUGAUCUCUGCCUAUUCUUUUCUUCUUGUAUAUAGAGCUGGCCUUUGCAAUGAAAUCCUCCCUGUGUUUCUUGAAAUGACUUUUGGACACUGGAGAUGACAUAAUUGACAUAGCGUGGGAUGAUAAACUUGUUUAGAAUGUUGCCUGCCCCACCACCGCUUUUGCUAUUCUAAGAUUGGGAUGUGAUUUUUUGUCUUUCGCAAAAAAAAAAAAAAAAAAA
Coffea eugenioides is the source of this 988-nucleotide messenger RNA. Its product is annotated as DNA repair RAD52-like protein 1, mitochondrial. Gene Ontology annotation, molecular function: DNA binding. The transcript has 4 exons. The record is from RefSeq and is a predicted model, not a curated record. The coding region runs from base 88 to 741 and encodes 217 amino acids. NCBI's taxonomy places the organism in Eukaryota, Viridiplantae, Streptophyta, Magnoliopsida, Gentianales, Rubiaceae. Gene Ontology annotation, biological process: double-strand break repair via homologous recombination.